Messenger RNA from Cervus elaphus (red deer), 4803 nucleotides. It is a transcript of the gene KCNJ3, whose product is annotated as potassium inwardly rectifying channel subfamily J member 3. Gene Ontology annotation, molecular function: G-protein activated inward rectifier potassium channel activity. Gene Ontology annotation, biological process: regulation of monoatomic ion transmembrane transport; potassium ion import across plasma membrane. NCBI's taxonomy places the organism in Eukaryota, Metazoa, Chordata, Mammalia, Artiodactyla, Cervidae. The transcript has 3 exons. Gene Ontology annotation, cellular component: plasma membrane. The coding region runs from base 789 to 2099 and encodes 436 amino acids. The record is from RefSeq and is a predicted model, not a curated record.
CGGGCGGUAGCGCACCGCCACGUCUCUGCCGGGCGCGGGGGCGGCCGGGGGGCCCGGGGGGCGCCCGUGGAAACUCCGCGGCCGGCGGACGGCAGGCGGACGCGUCUCUGGAGUCCGGAGAGGGGACUCUGAGCCGGGAGGACGUGGGUAGGGGCUGCUGCACCCGUGCCCGGGCAGACAUGCCUUUGGGCGGGAUUUGGGCCAAAAGAUAGGAGGCGGGCGCGCCGGAGGGAGCCGGCAGCCGUCCCGGGGGGUGGGGGGGGCGGGCGAGCUGGGAGCGGCGGGGUGGGGGGGAGGGUCUGGUCGGAGCAGGUAGUGCCGCUUGGGCAACCCGGCGAGUUGGCCGGUGGGGUGGAACUCGCUGGUCAACUCGUUCAUUUGAAAGCAGUCAGUUUGGGAGUGCGGCAGGAUAGUCAGGGGGGGCUGUGAGAAGCGAGAGGUGGCCCCCGGGAUGCCGGUGGUGGGGGCAGAGAGGAGAAGCCUGGAAAAGCUUGGAGGCGAAUUCGCGCUUGGGUUCGUGGUCCUCGCAGCCCUCCUGCCUUGAGUGUGGGAGAACACUUUUUUCGGUUUUAAGACUCAGCGUGGAGAGAAAGCCUCCGUCCCAGGGGAGGAGAGACGUCUGCGGGGGGCAGAGACCGCAGCCACCGCCGGGUGCGCCCCCCACCCCAGGCGCGCCGGCUUUGGUCCCCCCUUUCUCUCCCGCCCCCACCUCCUUAUUGGUGCUGGUUUGCAGCGCUCGGCUCCUGCGCCUUCGCUUCGCGUUUGAAUCUGGCUCGCCCCUCCGUAUUAUGUCUGCACUCCGAAGGAAAUUUGGGGACGAUUACCAGGUAGUGACCACCUCGUCCAGCGGCUCGGGCUUGCAGCCCCAGGGGCCGGGCCAGGGCCCGCAGCAGCAGCAGCUUGUGCCCAAGAAGAAGCGACAGCGGUUCGUGGACAAGAACGGCCGGUGCAAUGUCCAACACGGCAACCUGGGCAGUGAGACGAGCCGCUACCUCUCGGACCUUUUCACCACCCUGGUGGACCUCAAGUGGCGCUGGAACCUCUUCAUCUUCAUCCUCACCUAUACAGUGGCCUGGCUCUUCAUGGCGUCCAUGUGGUGGGUGAUCGCCUACACUCGGGGCGACCUGAACAAAGCCCACGUCGGCAACUACACGCCCUGCGUGGCCAAUGUCUAUAACUUCCCUUCGGCCUUCCUCUUCUUCAUCGAGACCGAGGCCACCAUCGGCUAUGGCUACCGCUACAUCACCGACAAGUGCCCCGAGGGCAUCAUCCUCUUCCUCUUCCAGUCCAUUCUCGGCUCCAUCGUGGACGCCUUCCUCAUCGGCUGCAUGUUCAUCAAGAUGUCCCAGCCCAAGAAGCGCGCGGAGACCCUGAUGUUUAGCGAGCACGCGGUGAUCUCUAUGAGGGACGGGAAACUCACGCUCAUGUUCCGAGUGGGCAACCUGCGCAAUAGCCACAUGGUCUCCGCGCAGAUCCGCUGUAAGCUGCUCAAAUCUCGGCAGACACCUGAGGGAAUGACUUGUCAAGCUCGAACAUCGUACACUGAAGAUGAAGUUCUCUGGGGUCAUCGUUUUUUCCCUGUAAUUUCCUUAGAAGAAGGAUUCUUUAAAGUUGAUUACUCCCAGUUCCAUGCAACAUUUGAAGUCCCCACCCCACCUUACAGUGUGAAAGAACAGGAGGAAAUGCUCCUUAUGUCAUCUCCUUUAAUAGCACCAGCCAUAACUAACAGCAAAGAAAGACAUAACUCUGUGGAAUGCUUAGAUGGACUUGAUGACAUUAGUACCAAACUUCCAUCUAAGCUGCAGAAAAUUACUGGAAGAGAAGACUUUCCCAAAAAACUCUUAAGAAUGAGUUCUACAACUUCUGAAAAAGCCUACAGCUUGGGCGAUUUGCCCAUGAAACUUCAACGAAUAAGUUCAGUACCUGGCAACUCAGAAGAAAAACUGGUAUCUAAAACCACCAAAAUGUUGUCUGAUCCCAUGAGCCAAUCAGUGGCUGAUUUGCCACCAAAGCUUCAAAAGAUGGCAGGAGGAGCAACCAGGAUGGAAGGGAAUCUUCCAGCAAAAUUAAGAAAAAUGAACUCUGAUAGAUUCACAUAACAAAACACCCCUUCAGGCAUUAUUUAUUGUUUGAUUUAGUAAUAGUCCAAUAUUUGGCUGAUGAGGUAAUCCUCUCUAAGGAAUUUGAAAGGUACAUUUUUUUCUCCCAGUCAUAUAUGCAUAUUUGAGAACCCUACCUUUUCAAGUAUUGCUACUGUGCAGAAAGAAAAUAUUAUAAAGGGAGGACAUCAGAAGGAAGUUCUUAAUAAUGGGCAUGUAUUAUCACAUCAAGCAUGCAAUAAUGUGCAAAUUUUGCAUUUAGUUUUAUGGCAUGAUUUAUAUAUGGUAUAUUUAUAUUGUAUAUUAUGGAAAAUGUAUAUAUAUAUUUAAAGGGGUGGUACUAUCCACAAUAUUUCUAACAUAUGUAUUAAGCCAAACAUGAGUUGAUAGCUUUCAGGGUGAUAAAACUAUAUAUAUGUGUGUGUACACAUAGUUUUAUAUAUACACACACAUAUAUAUGUACAUAUAUAUAUAUAUAUUCACACAUACAUACAUAUAUCUGAUAAAAUUGUGAUGUUUUGUUCAAAGUUGUAGUUCUUGUGCAUGUUUACUUUAUUAGGCUAGGAAAGCUUCUGGCAUUAAUUAUUAAUACCAAAUAUUUUAGCCUUAAAUUAUUUGUCAUUUUAAAAUCUGAUUUAAUGUUUUCUGCUGUUUAAGGACCUGGAAGGUUUUCCAUUGUACUUUUUAUGAGGGAGUCACACAAGUAUGUGCUACUUAUGGCCCUGCAAAAAUGUAACCAUUAUAUAUUUGACAUGUAAAUUUUGAAGCAUACUAAUACACUGACAAUUUCUAAUGAUUUUUAAAAGUUGCUAGUACUGGGGAAAAAAUAAACAUUGCUUAUUUUGAGAGUUGGUCCUUUCCUGGACUAAAGUCUGGAAAUCUCUUUUGUAUAUGAUCUAAUUUAAAUAUGAGCUCUGAACAAAUGCUGAGUCAUUGUAAUAGUCAGUAGCCAAGUAAUAUUGAAUAUAUUGGAAUCUGUGUGAAAUUGCAUAAUGAAUGGUCCCUGUUUCGAGCUGAGUGAAUUGGUAAUAUUUUUCACUCUUUUUCUCGAACUUUUGUCAUUUUAAAAACCAAUAAUUAAUCCUUGAGUAGACAAAACAACACAAUGAAAUAGAUGAUAGAUAUUUAUGCAUAAAAUAUGUAUGUCUAAUCGUGUCUCUCAUUUUAUGCCAUUUUCUUGUUUGUGGCAUUUGUUAUAACAGGAAAGAUUUUUUCCUCACCUGGGCAACCUACUUUAUCCCAUACCUGUCACUCAAUUCAGACAGAAUGUUUUGUACAUACCUGAGAGAAUUUAAAAUCAGAUAACUUGAAGAUAUUUUACCCAUGUGACUUUUUUGCUUUGUUUUGUUUCAGUAAACAAUCAAUUUAUUGGUGUGUUGGAUCUCUGGCCUACCAAAAUAAGUGUAGCAGUACUAUUUUUUUAACCCAAAGGUCUGAUAUUUAUGACUCAUUAAUGGGAAUUAAAACUAUUCCUCAAAAGAACACAGGCGAAAUAAAGAUUUGGAAUGUAGAGAUUUUAAUGAAAAUUUAUAAGUGCUCCUUAUCAAAAUAUCAUGGACUUUCCUAUAAAACUUCUUUGGGUGUUGUACUCUAAAGUCUGUCCAGAAUUAAUCUAUUUCUCCUUAUAAAUAUGUAAAUCCUUAAUAGCUGGUUUGGAGUCCCACUAUUUUCCCCUUUUUUAGCAAUCCUGUGAUGAUUUUCAUAUUGGAAAAUUAUUAUAUCAACAAUUCUGUCAUUGACUACAAUAAUAUUAAUACCUUCUGGCUACCUCUGUAUCAAUCAAAUUCUGCAGGUGCAAACAUAUACCAGGGAAUUGUUACUGGCAAAAUGAUCAACUUUGGGCAUCCAUCCACUGUGAAUAGACCUGGUUGACCUAACCCUUUACCCCCAAACUUUCUUAUUUGCUGGAUACAGGAAAUGAAAUAGUAGCAGAGCGAGAAGGGGCCCGAGGGGCACAGUAUAUUUGUUAUCAGUGGAAGAAACUGCACAGAUCAUUUAGUCCAACCACUUAAAACUAAAGAGCCAUAAUUUAAUUUGGAGAGUCAUUUGAGUUUGGUUUUGGUGCCAAGGGGAAAAUGGGACCAAAAAUAAACUCUCCAAAUACAUUCAAUCAUUCAUUCAGUGAAAUUUCUGCAUGUCUUUUAAGUUCUAGGCAUUUUUAGCUCCUGUAGAUUUGGAUAUGACUAAAUCAGAGGUGGUCCUUGCUCAUUCAAACACCAUGUAUCAGUUGGAGAGGGGGGAGGGGAGAUAAAAAUAACAUAAUUUCAGAGUCAAAAUAUCAGUUAAUGGAAGGAAAGCAGAGUAACACAAUGGAAAAUGAUUGGGUGAAAUAAUUGAUUAUUUUGGAAGGGGGAGGUGGUGAUCUUUAAACAGAGACCUGGAUGAUGAGAAAGAACCACUGUUGCCAAAUUAAUUUUUCUUAGUGAAUGCUAUUCCUUUCUCUUUCCCACAUAUAUAUGGGAAAAGUAUGAUUUCUGCAUGUAAUUGCAGUUUAACUCCUGUUACUAAGUUGAUCAUUGGUCCCGGUUUACCCAGGAGAGUUCCAGUUUUUACCUGUUGUACCUGUGUAAUUAUUAAUAGUACUCCCUUUCACUCUUAUAAUGUCUUGGUUUGGAUGAUAUAUGGUGACUCUACAUUUUUGUUGAGACUAUAUUAUGAAGUCUGAUAUAUUUGGAUAAAAAUAAAGAAUUGAUUUUUCUUCUCA